Messenger RNA from Anisakis simplex (herring worm), 393 nucleotides. NCBI's taxonomy places the organism in Eukaryota, Metazoa, Nematoda, Chromadorea, Rhabditida, Anisakidae. The record is from the annotation of a GenBank genome assembly.
AUGAACGCAAACUGGCAUCCAGACUGUUUUCGAUGUGAAAUUUGCAAUAAGCGUUUGGCCGAUGUUGGUUUCCUGCGAAACGGUGGAAGGGCGCUGUGUCGUGAAUGCAACGAAAUCGAGAAGGAGGCUGGAUCGGGUCGUUAUGUGUGUCAUAAAUGCAAAGCGAUUAUCGAGGAAGGUGGUCAUAUCAAGUAUCAGGGUGAUAGCUUUCAUCCGUAUCACUUCAAAUGCGCUCGAUGCAGUAAUGAGCUGACCAUAGAUGCACGUGAAGUGAACGGUGAACUGUAUUGUCUGAGAUGUCAUGACACGAUGGGCAUACCCAUCUGUGGAGCAUGCCAUCGACCCAUCGAAGAACGUGUCGUUACGGCCCUCGGCAAAAAUUGGCAUGUUGAG